AUGGAUUUGGUCUCUGGGAGAGUGAUUCAGGGGUGCUCGCCUUCCUGGAGAGGCAUCAAACCGCCGAGAUUUCCUCUCCUGCUUGGUUCUUGGGCUGCCGCCGGCAGCAGCGCGUUUCCUGGAUGCUCGUGCGCGCUAGCUGUUUGUAGAAAUGCCUCAGCGGUGGUGCCCUUUGCCAAGAAGAAGAGGAAGGGGUACAGUGUGGAGCCGCCUGAUGGAGAGGAAGAGAAAGAUGAUGUUCCUGAUGUGAUAGGGGGUGAGGUCGAGGAUGUUGAUGUCGAGGAGGAGGAGGUCGGCGAGGAGGACGCCGGCGAUGACGGUAACGAUAUAGUGGAUGACGAUGACAGCGACAAUGAUGAUGACUAUGAUUUCGAAGAUGAAUUUGAGAGUGAUGAUGAACAAGACCUUUAUGUUGGAGAUGGAGGUGCUGGUGGUGGAGUGUCACUUGCUGGUACAUGGUGGGGCAAGGAAGCUUUGGCUUUGGCCGAGGAGGUUUCAGCUUCUUUCGAUGGCGACUUGAAGAUUUAUGCUUUCAAGGCAACUGCAAAUUUAGAAAUCAGAGUUCGCAUCGAGAAGAUGUCCACUAGGUAUGGUUCUCCGACUAUUGAUGACAUUGAAGCAUACACGAUUGCGUACCGUGCAAAGUUGGAUGAUGCAGAGUCAGCAGGCAGGAUACCAAAGAACGUAUCCUUGGAGGUGUCAUCCCCCGGUGUGGAGAGAGUCAUCCGUGUCCCGGACGACCUUGAACGCUUCAAAGAACGGUCGAUGUAUGUCAGAUACGUUAUGACAAGCGAGGAUGCAGCCACGACCCAGGAAGGCGACGGCGUGUUCAGGCUCAUUUCCUACGACGUGGACCUGUGUGAGUGCACCUGGGGCAUAGCCGAUGUGAAGAUAAACCGGCAGCAGACCGGAAAGGGCAGGCCUCUGAGCAAGAAGCAGAGAGAAUGGCGUCUGCAGACGCCGUUCGAGUCGCUGAAGUUGGUCAGGGUGUACUCAGAAUGUUGA
Triticum turgidum subsp. durum (durum wheat) is the source of this 1005-nucleotide messenger RNA. The record is from the annotation of a GenBank genome assembly. NCBI's taxonomy places the organism in Eukaryota, Viridiplantae, Streptophyta, Magnoliopsida, Poales, Poaceae.